AUGGAUUCGUCUCGUGAAGCUAACCGCGAACGCCAUAAGGAGGAGAGAAGAGAAGACGAGACAUCUUCUCUGGUGGAUGUAAAUCUCAUGGUGGUGCUUCUCUCUCAGCUUUCUUCAACGACGAACGAAGAUGAGAAGAGUUUUGAGAACGAAAGAAGUGUUGCACACGAGGUUCGUGAAUCAAGAGCACGUGCAAACAAGAGGUUUAUGAAGGAAACCAAGCUGAUGGGGAAAAGGACGCACGUGCUUCAACCUAUGGCUAAGGAAUUCAGGUGA
Molecule: messenger RNA, 276 nt
Organism: Microthlaspi erraticum
Lineage: Eukaryota; Viridiplantae; Streptophyta; Magnoliopsida; Brassicales; Brassicaceae
Source: the annotation of a GenBank genome assembly